This is a messenger RNA of Penicillium verhagenii, 1794 nucleotides long. RefSeq lists its product as uncharacterized. Gene Ontology annotation, biological process: regulation of DNA-templated transcription. NCBI's taxonomy places the organism in Eukaryota, Fungi, Ascomycota, Eurotiomycetes, Eurotiales, Aspergillaceae. Bases 1 to 1794 code for a protein of 597 amino acids. Gene Ontology annotation, cellular component: nucleus. The transcript has 4 exons. Gene Ontology annotation, molecular function: DNA-binding transcription factor activity, RNA polymerase II-specific; zinc ion binding; transcription cis-regulatory region binding. The record is from RefSeq and is a predicted model, not a curated record.
AUGAGCACCACAAUUCCUACAGUAAAGAGGAGGGCAUGUGUGGCGUGCACCGCUGUCAAAGCGAAAUGCACCCCGCAGGCUGUCAACUUAUGCCAGCGGUGCGCUCGGUUGGACAAGCCAUGCACGUACCUUGACCUUCCGCAGACAAAGAGGAGGCACAAGGCUACACCGAGCCGUGUAGAGGUGCUAGAAAGGAAGGUCGAACAGCUACUGUCGCAACUGGAGGCCUCGACACGACAAAAUGGGCGGACAUUAUCCGUUGUCUCCAACUCAUUUCCUACCAAUUCAGGUCUGGGUCAAGUUCCGGAACUGAAUCCGAGAGAAAUUGAGGCCCUCUUUGACGCUGCUAAAGACCCGUCCCACGGCCUUGAUCUGCCGACCGACUCUGUCCUGGAGGGUCAGCCUUCUAUCGUAGAUAGGGGACUUUUGAGCCAAGUUGAAGCUGAGCACUUGCUCACUACCUUCCAGAUCGACUUGGUGCCCAAGUUCCCCUUUGUUGUUCUUCCACGCGGCGAAACAGCCUCUCGUCUCAGACACCAGACUCCAUUUCUUUUUUUAUGUGUUGUAGCCGCGACAAUCGGCAGUGCGCAUCCUCUGCGCCAAACUAUCAGUGAGGAAAUUAUGAAGCAUCUCAAUUUGAGGGUUGUGGAACGAUCUGAGAGAAAUAUGGAGUUGCUCCGUGGUCUGUUGGUUCACAGUGCAUGGUACUCAUAUCCCGCAGAGAGAUAUCACCCUCGACUUUUACUCUUGAUGCAGUUUUGCAUUUCAAUUCUAUACGAUUUGGGACUUCACAAAAAGCCUGGUCUGAGUUUGGAUGAGCAGCGGGCGCUGCUCGGUGUAUAUUGGCUCUCAGUUGGUGUCUGCGGCACACUCGGUCGGCCGAUUAUCAUGAAGCAUGAUGACCGAAUCAAAGAGUGUAUUCAGAGCAUGGCAUCUACCGAGCAGCUGUCGGAUCGGUGGAUCGCGCCGCUUAUCCAUCUACAAGCUUUCUUGGCAACAAUGGAUGAAGUCUACGCUUCACUGCGAGCAAGUGGCGGAAGGGCGCUCGUCCAAGUCACUCACGGCUCACUGCAACAUCAAUUUGAUAGUUUAAGAGAAUCUUUAGAAAAGAAUCUUUCGGCCUGCCCUUCAUCAACAGUCAACGCAAUACGCAUUGAAAUCAAAUAUGUGGAGAUCCGGCUCCACGAAUUGGCUAUUCACGAGGAACUGUGGAUCACAGAGCCUACUAGUGCAGUCCGGACAAAUAUGCUGAUCGGUAUGAUUCAACAAAGCAAGGAACUCAUACGCGCUAUUCGAAACCUGCCAAGCUCAGAGAUUUCCCAAAUGACAAUAACCACCAGCGCCCAUAUAUGCGCCACGGUUGGUUACUUUUCCACUGCAGUAUUAUCCCUUCUCAAUCUCAUAACUGGCUUCAAGGAAUCUUGUAUGGAGAGCCAAGUACAGGCUGUCGUUGAUGCAGCAGACUACCCCAACCUUCUCACGGGGCUUGCUAACACGCUGGAAACAAGGUUUGAGGGAAUGUCUGCUGUGGACAAAGAAGCAGAAAUAUUGGGGAGUCUUUGCUCUAAGUUGAGGCUGCUGGCCCGUUGUUACCCAUAUCAAGUCAAGGCAAUUGUCGGAAUAUCACCACUCCAAGCUGCAGGGCACGAGGCUCCCAUGAUCGCAGCUCUUACCAAUGGGAAUGCUAGAGAAACUGAAGCCUGGCCGUCAAUCUACAGUGAUCUGGGCGACAUCCUCCCUGUUGACGAGAUUCAAUGGGAUUCUUUGUUGGGCGGCUUUACUGGGUUUAACUAG